This is a messenger RNA of Argiope bruennichi, 2030 nucleotides long. RefSeq names its product solute carrier family 23 member 2-like. Gene Ontology annotation, cellular component: membrane. Lineage: Eukaryota; Metazoa; Arthropoda; Arachnida; Araneae; Araneidae. The transcript is spliced from 11 exons. Gene Ontology annotation, biological process: transmembrane transport. Gene Ontology annotation, molecular function: transmembrane transporter activity. The record is from RefSeq and is a predicted model, not a curated record. Bases 117 to 1898 code for a protein of 593 amino acids.
UAUCAGCAACAAGGUCAAAGGUCUGCAUUGCAAAGGGGGAAAGCGAAAAGGGGAGCGAAAAGUAAACUUGUUAUGAUAACCACAAGUUGCAUUAACGGAAUAUUGUUUAUCGAACGAUGAAAGAGAAACAAGUCGACGUAUUUGAAGCACAAACAUCUGGAAGUAAAACUGAAGAUGAUGUUGAUGCUGAUGCUGACAGAAAUGAGGGUCUCAGCAAAGAAAUCGACUACAAAAUCGAUGAUGUACCACCGUGGUAUGUGUGUCUUAUUUUGAGCUUCCAGCAUUACCUGACCAUGUUGGGAGGUACCGUAACUUAUCCAUACCUAAUCUCUCCUCAUCUGUGCAUUCCUGAUGAUGACCCAAGUCGAGGUUACUUGAUUUCUACAACUUUCUUUGUAUCAGGCAUAGCCACAUUUCUUCAGACAACAUUUGGAGUAAGAUUACCUAUCGUUCAAGGCUGUUCAAUGACUUUUCUAGUCCCUCUCUUAGCAAUUCUUCAUCUACCUCAGUGGGAAUGUCCUGAAAGAAAUCAAAACAUUACGUUAACACAUGAUGAAGCAGCGGAGAUUUGGAUGCCGCGCAUGAGAGAGGUUCAAGGAGCUAUUGUUGGGGCUUCUAUAAUUGAAAUAUUAAUCGGAAUGACAGGAAUGAUUGGAUUUCUGUUGGACUGGAUCACGCCCUUGGCUAUUGUGCCUACAAUUAGCUUGGUUGGUCUCUCUUUGUUUGCAGAAGCCGCGCAUUCCGCUUCUGGGCAUUGGGGAAUAGCUAUGUUCACAGUAAUGCUCAUGAUCUUGUUUUCUCAGAGCUUAAGAGAUGUCAGCAUUCCACAUCCGAGAUACAAUUCUAAAACAGGAUGGAGGAUAAGAAUGUUUCCUUUAUUUAAAUUAUUUCCAGUUUUAUUGACUAUUGUGUUAUCGUGGUCAUUUUGCGCUAUUCUGACUGCAACCAACGUCUUCCACGAAGGCAGUCCAGCCAGAACUGACAUCCGCUUAGCGGCCCUUCGAAACAGCCCAUGGUUUCGAGUACCUUAUCCAGGCCAAUGGGGUAUGCCAUCUUUUACCACUGCAGCUAUAUUGGGCAUUUUAGCAGGGACAUUAGCAUCAGCAAUUGAAUCUGUUGGGGACUAUUACGCCUGUGCUCGACUUUCAGGUGCCGAUGCGCCCCCAAAACAUGCCAUCAACAGAGGAAUUUUUAUGGAAGGUCUGGGCUGUGUGAUAGCAGGUAUUUUUGGAACAGGAAGUGGUGUUACAUCAUUCAGUGAAAAUAUAGGGGCUAUUGGUAUAACAAAGGUUGCUAGCCGAAGAGUCAUUCAAUUUGGAUCGCUGCUGAUGAUUGUGUUUGGAAUGCUUGGAAAAUUCGGAGGAAUUUUCGUAACUAUUCCGCAGCCUAUUUUGGGAGGAAUCUUUUGCAUUAUGUUUUCGAUGGUCACUGCAGUGGGCUUGUCCACUUUACAUUUCGUCGAUCUCAAUUCAUCUCGAAACCUUUUCGUGCUAGGAUUUUCUCUCUUCAUGGCAUUGUGUAUCCCUAAAUGGAUUCAAGCUAACCCUGGAGCAAUACAAACAGGUAGUGAUUCCGCAGAUCAGAUUAUUACAAUACUUUUAAGCACAAAUAUGCUUGUUGGAGGAUUCAUCGGAUUUUUGCUUGACAAUAGCAUACCAGGUACGGAUGAAGAAAGAGGCAUUUUGAGAUGGAGAAAGGAAACCGGUGGUGACUCGAGCUGCGUUUCUUCCAAGACCUACGAUUUGCCAUAUAUUAUGAAUAUCUGGGAAAAAAUCGAUUUCUUUCGAUACUUACCCAUCAGUCCAACUUACGAAGAAGGAAGAUUGAAAAAUAAAUUGUGUUCAGCCAGAAAAUAUUUAAAACGUGAAAAAUCAUCAAAAACUUUGGGAGUAAUCUAGAAUGUAAUUCAUGUCCUUACUAGCAACUAUUGUGAUGACAAUCUAUGUACUCAUAAAUUAUUCCAUGGAUUUAUUAUGUCAGUUAGAAAUAAACGCACAGUUCGAUAUUAGAAAUAACGUAAUUAUCUCUUC